Messenger RNA from Phialemonium atrogriseum, 710 nucleotides. RefSeq lists its product as uncharacterized. The coding region runs from base 107 to 586 and encodes 159 amino acids. The record is from RefSeq and is a predicted model, not a curated record. Lineage: Eukaryota; Fungi; Ascomycota; Sordariomycetes; Cephalothecales; Cephalothecaceae. The transcript has a single exon.
UUGUUUUUAAUAUGCGCUCUCGAGAAAGACAAAAAGGAGGCACACCGGGAGAAACCAAAACGGGAGGGAUGAUCUAUUUUGGGAGUUGUAUGAACGGCUCCUUUUCAUGUUCUCAUAUUUUUGGCCACAUUUCCUCCUCUUUCCCCCCUUUUACGUAUCCCUUUUUUUUUUUUUUUUUUUUUUGGCGAAAGCUGGCGUUUUACUCCCCAUAGACGAGGCUAGGCCACGGCGUUCCGGUUGCUUAGCUGAUAUGGGUUGGAGCGGUUGGCUGGCGUCUUUCACCGGAUCGUGUCGUCUCGCCACUUUUUUUUUCUGGGGGGACCACACUCCCGGCGCUUGGUUUGGUUUGGCGUGGUGUUUCGUGUCCCGCUUCUUCAUAUAUCUAUCUUAUUCUCUUAUCUCCAACUUCACCUCCUCUCUCCAUUUCUCGUCGCUCAGCUCCUUGUCAUGCCACUCAGGCGGGCUGGUUUCCAAAUCUCGAAGGAGCGAGCUACUAUCUAUGAUCAUUUGCUCUCUCAAUGCGCGGUCGAGCAAAGCAGACGGGUUUAAAAUGUGGGGACGAUGCCUCUCUCUCUCUCUCAACUAAAAAAAAAUCGGUGCCGAUGUUAAGCUAUAGGAUGCAAGAACUGGGGAUCUUUUUAUGUACGGGAUGGAUAGGACCGCGCAGAGCGGUUCUCAUCGAGGCCAUUUGUACGUUUAUAUCUACUCGA